AUGCCUACCGGAGGGUCCCUCGAUCCUAUACUAACUAACCAGAACGUUCCUCCGCACCGGGAAGUUCCCUGGUUUCAGGAGGUCACAGAUAUGGCCCCCAGCUUGACAACCAUCACUUCCCCUAUCAAAGCAGCUAACAGCUCAAGUUCCUCACAUAUCCGUAUGAUGGCUGAAGGCGCGUGCAACUUCUGCGAAGAAUGCGAUCACAUUAUUAAAAUUCACGAAUCCGCCACAGGUCACCAGAACAUCGCAUCAAACCAUGAUCUAGGCCCACCCAUCAGCAACACUAUUCAGGAGCAAGAUUUUCCACCGGAUCACCUCUGCCCUAGGCAGGACACAGUAUCCAAACUCAUCGAUCUCAUUGAUUCAUUCCCCAUCAUCCACGUCAGAGGAACUCCUGCUAGCGGGAAAACAGUAUUGGCAAUGCUACUUUGCGACGCUCUGAAAAAGCGGGGGAGACCUGUCCACCUUCUCGAUGGCUGGGAGCGACCUCUCCAAAGUUUCGCAACUUCUCCAUCAGACCCCUGGGGUGCAUUCCGCAAUAUGCUCUUACAAGAAUUUCCAGACGUCGCUAUCUCAUACAACCUCGGCAAAGAAAGUGUGCUCAUUGUGGACGAGGCGCAGAUGUCAUACGGAGAUAUGAUUUUCUGGAACAAAAUCAUCAAGGAACGAAUGGAUGAUGGUUUGGGCUUCAAGAUACGGAUAUGCCUCUUCUGUACCUAUGGGAGUCCAAGGACCGCUGUGGAGCGCCAGGAAUUUGGCUAUACCCCUCGCAACUUUGGCCAAGCACAACGCGUUACACUCACCCCGCAGUUAGGCAUCGACUCGCCACAAAUUGGCCUUUUCUACACUAAGUCCGAGUUUAAUGAUGUUAUAUCCCGUAUAAUCCGAUACAAGUUUAUCGAGUCAUUUACUCUUAAUAACGAUGCCAAACGCUAUUUGUUUUCGCUUACGGCUGGGCAACCUGGGGGCUUAGAGUCGGUGAUGUCCUACAUCUACAAAGAAUAUCGUCACGCCUUGAAGCAUCGAGAGAUAUCUGUGAUAUCUGAACAGCAUGUUGUCGAUUGCAUCGAACGUGAUGAAAAUUCCACUUUCCGCCAUCUAAUAGUUUGCUCUGUUGGUCGCUCUUUUGUCCCACGAGAAGCACUGGCCCCAGACGUUGCGCGUAUACUUUCCAACAUUGUAGCUGAACAAAGUAUUCCAUGGAAUGGGGCACCAGCGUUACGGACAUGUUAUAGCAAUGGUUGGAUUUACAGGAUGCUUACGAAUGAUGACUGCGAAGAAGUUGCCAUUUUUCCAUCACGCCUCCAGGCAAAAUGGGUCGAACACAUUAUCGGGAAUCAAAGGAGCCCCUUACCGCCGCGUUAUACCAACUUACGUCAGCUAUGCUUGGAGAUUCUAAUUCGGUUUUCAGUCAUGAAUCUCAAGCACUCCACCGAAGGCAAAAAAUUGUCAAAUGCAGCUCUACCUCGACCCGUCGAAGCACAGUACCAAGAUGAGUUCUACAGGGUAUCUUGCGAUGUGGCAGGUAGGGGUGUGCCAAUCUCUAGCGAGUGGUCAAGCACGAGCUCUAGUAGAGUCGAUUUCUGGAUACCUGAAAAGAAGUGGGCGAUUGAGUUACUUAGAGACUACGAUCGCGUGGAAGAUCAUCUUCGGCGAUUUAGGAAUGGAGGAAAAUACUACGAAUGGCUUGAGAACAGAGCGGUCGUUGAUUAUAUCGUGAUUAACUGUGCAACUACCCGGCCAACUCCUGCUCAAGCUAACCCCGAUCCGAAUCUCAUACAUGCUAUUUUCGAAAACGACUACAAGGAAGUACAGAUGUUCUGUCAUGACGGGACACCCUUAGGAUCUGCUAUCCGUUUAACGAACUAA
Molecule: messenger RNA, 1872 nt
Organism: Aspergillus affinis
Lineage: Eukaryota; Fungi; Ascomycota; Eurotiomycetes; Eurotiales; Aspergillaceae
Exons: 6
Coding region: 1-1872 (623 amino acids)
Source: RefSeq, a predicted model, not a curated record